This is a messenger RNA of Phlebotomus argentipes, 722 nucleotides long. RefSeq names its product small ribosomal subunit protein uS11m (gene mRpS11). Gene Ontology annotation, cellular component: mitochondrial small ribosomal subunit; ribosome. NCBI's taxonomy places the organism in Eukaryota, Metazoa, Arthropoda, Insecta, Diptera, Psychodidae. Gene Ontology annotation, molecular function: mRNA 5'-UTR binding; structural constituent of ribosome; small ribosomal subunit rRNA binding. The transcript is spliced from 4 exons. Gene Ontology annotation, biological process: translation; ribosomal small subunit assembly; maturation of SSU-rRNA from tricistronic rRNA transcript (SSU-rRNA, 5.8S rRNA, LSU-rRNA). Bases 64 to 675 code for a protein of 203 amino acids. The record is from RefSeq and is a predicted model, not a curated record.
GAAUCAGCUGUUAGCUUAGUACAUAACCUCAGCCGGCAGUCGUGUGUUUUCUUUGCUCGGAAAAUGUCUCUGAAGUGUGUUUUUCCUCAGAUUAUCAACAAUUUCUUGAGAAGAACCAGCCAUGGAGCUUCUGUUUGUCACUAUCACACGACGAAUUGUGUGAGAAAAGCGGAGGAUCGAAGGGAAAUGCUGGCUUCCAUGCCCAAAAAAGACGAAGGCACAAUGGGUGAAAGUGUUGUUGAUAUCGACUCUAUGAUAUCUAAGAGCUCGAGGAACAAAAUGUUCCCGGACGCAGACACCGCCAAUCAGCUGUUCAAUGGAGUUCCAUUCAAGGAGCUGCCGAUUUGUAACAUCAGAGUGUCCAAGAAUAACACAAUCAUCACGAUGACUGACCACAAAGGUGCCGUGAAGAUGAUCAGAUCGUGUGGAAUUGAAGGAUUCAAGAAUACCAGGAAAGGAACCAACAUUGCAGCUCAAGCGACUGCCAUCAGCAUCAGUGGGAAAGCCCAGGACUUUGGCAUAAAGACCGUUCGGGUAUUCGUACAAGGAUUGGGACCAGGAAGAAUGUCGGCGAUAAAAGGACUGCAAAUGGGAGGAAUGGAAAUCGUUUCAGUCACGGAUGGCACUAAAGUUUCCUGGUGUCCUCCGAGGCCACGAAAGCAGAGAACAUUGUAGAGAUAUUAAGACAGUUUUGCUCUGAAUAGAGGAAAUUAUCUAGUAAA